This is a messenger RNA of Pocillopora meandrina, 6024 nucleotides long. The record is from the annotation of a GenBank genome assembly. NCBI's taxonomy places the organism in Eukaryota, Metazoa, Cnidaria, Anthozoa, Scleractinia, Pocilloporidae.
GACGUCUGGAAAGCGCCUUCACAAACGGGGAGAGAGGUGCAUAUUCACGUAGGUCCAGAUUCAGUCGAGGAUUUCAAGGCACAUCUCGCUGAACUUUCUCUGUAUAAGGACACGAUAGCAAUCGACACAAGAGAGAUGAUUGAUAAUCAAGAUAGAUGUUGUCAUGGAAACAGCGAUUUCGACAACUGUUAUCACACAUUGGAUGAGGUAAAAUGGUAAUAUGGAAAUAUUAAGUAACUUGUAUCUCAAAGAAUUGUAGUCUUAUUCAACAGCGAAAAAGCAAAAGAAACGAGGACGAGAAGGUAAUUGGGGAAAUUGGCAUGAAAUGGCAACUCUAUACCCUAUAUAGGGAGAGUGGGGCCAAUACUUGUAAAAGUAAUACUUUGAUUCUUCAUCCGUCCACAGAUAAUUUUAAUUUUUGCUCAGCGAGUACGGUAACAAAUCCUGUCAUCUGAUUGGCCGUUGUUGCGGUCCGCAUUUUCCUAUCUCUGCCCGCGGGCACGGUAACGCUCUCGUGAGUUGCCGAGUACGUCCCUACCUUCGUUGCCAUUUUUCCUAAAUAUAUCCCGUUUCGCUGACUGGGUAUAUUUUCAAGCAACGUAUUUCUAAGCAAAUCAAACCGAUCACUAACUUUUUAAUUCUCUCUUUUCUCUCUGUCCCAAAUCACUUUCAUUACUGGCAAAAAAAUGUCUUCGAAAUAAAGUUGUUGUGCAAACCGUUUGUAAUUAACUUUAAUCCUUCCCAAAAAGUUACUAAAAAAAGUGGAAUUGUGAGGUAUUUGUUACGAUUGAAUUAAUCGAUGCAAUUUUCAUUCAUUUAAUAUCUGAAUUCUCUCAAUCAAAUUUUUUCGCUGUCAAGCGGUGAGCCAAGGUUUCAGUCCUACUACAAAUAUGCUCUCGGUAAGUCUUUGCAAGUCUGUUCAACUUGGUAAUUUGCACCGUAAAUUGCAUAACAAAAACCGAAAGAAAUCAACGAAAAAACCGCACUAAAUUCUCUUGGGUCUAGUUAAAGUGUCUCAUUUGACUUGAGUUUUUUGCUGGAAGAAAACAAGAUUGACACACGCCAUUAAAGCAAGCUUACGAGCAAACUCCUACAACUUCAAAACAUGCGUUUUAAUUUACCUACAAUUACUUUUUUUGUCAUUCCCUGACUGAGCACAUUUAUUCUUCUUACCUCAAUCAUCGAUGAAAAUUAAUAAUACUUUUCGUAGGAUCACCAAACGUUUUUGAAGAGAAAAUCGUCGCGACAGUCAUUGAAUUUGGUUCGUUUGCCGAACAAGUACAUUUUUUUUUCAAAAGUGUACAUCCAUUUUUUUUCUUGCGCGCACUCUAAUUAACAGGUGUCAGAUUGCGACAGGUCGGUCCGUAUUGGGAAAAACUGUGCCCGAGGUCUUGACCGGCACAGUUUUUCCCGACGUGGACCUCCUGGCUGGCGAAUAACAUAUAUUUAUUCAGCAGUUCAUUCAAUCCAUCCAUUCACCCCUCUAAAUUGUCAAAUAACGGUCCUCAGCAUGAAAAUUAAACGAUAUCUGAUUUUCCUUCUCUUUGUAAAAUAAUCAGAUCCACAAGGAAAUGUAUCGCCUCCGGUCAGAUCAUCCAUCAUUGGCAUCAGUAGUAGAACUUGGAAAGUCGUACGAGGGACGGAACAUGUUGGGAAUAACGGUAGAAGUUAUCUUUUCUGAUGAAUAGAUACCAACUUUUAUUCAUUACUAUAGUUCUAGUUUUUCGUAAUUGUAUACCAUAAUUUAUCCUAUCGUCUCAGUUGUUGAUUACCCAGUUUCUCGAUGGAGCGACUAAGCACAAAUAUUUAAUUUGUCCUUAAUGCGCAGAAAUUGGCUAUUGGAACUUUGAAAUUUGCUAGAGGUGAUUUCUAGUGCCGCAAGGAGUUGAUAGUUUCGUGGAGACUUUUUUACUGUUUAAAUUCCUUAACAUUUCAUGGCCUUCGUCUGUGUAUAUUUCUACAUUCUUAAAAAGGUUAGAGUUUUAUUUAAGCGUACAAGUAUUCAGCUAGAAGGGAAUAACUUAGGACACUACCCAAAAAUCAAAUAUAUAUAUAUAUAUAUUAACCAUUUUUACAUGUAUAAUAGUUAAAAAAUUAAAAUUUACAAGAUAGCUUCUAUUUUGAUGUUUUCCUAUGUUUCCAGAGUAAUUGUUCGUGCUAAAUCAUAAUUUUACUGCUGCCUUGAUGCUGAUAACAAUGAAUAGAAACUUAAUUAGCAGCAUCUUCUACAAUGGUGUGAGGUCCCUUCUCUUUACUGUAAGUUCUUUGAUGGAUCUACAGUGUUUCACGUUUACGUUUGAUUCCUAGAGAUUUCUAUAGAGAAAUACCUUAGUAACACUUUGUCUGGGGACACCUAUUUUAAUCUCGUAACAUUGUUAUACCUUUUCUCAAAAAUUUAGCCCAUUAUUUGCUUGAUUUUUUCUUAUUUCUCUUUAUAUUUGUAAUUAUUCUUAGAUUAAGCAAAGUAGAAGAAAAGUUAAGGGUUUGAUAUUCAUUGCUUGUGGAAUUCAUGCCAGGGAGUGGAUAAGUCCUGCCACUUGCAUGUAUCUUAUACACCAAGUAAGUUCCGCUUUGCAAAGGAGAAAUGAGUCAGUCAUUUUGCCAUUUGAGUAACCCUCUUAGAAUUUUUUUUUUCACCUCUUUUGCCUCCUACAUAUAAACUACUGAUUCUUUGAAUUCAAUUCUCAUUUUUUUGUUUCAAACUUCUAAAGCCUCCCUACAACCAGAUCUUUUCCUUUCUCUCUUUUCAUAAGCCCAGAGCCCAUCAUGUAACUUGCAAUAAUUGCAUACAAAUUAUCGCCCACCAGCCUACGCAACUGUGCUUAUACUUUCCCAUGAAGAACGAGCACAUUAUCUCCUUCGGCUGUCGGAGCUAAAUUCCCCAGCAUAAUUAUGAAAAAACCGGCAUAAAGUUUUCUUUCUCUCCACCGACUUUUAUUUGAUGAUGUAAAUGUCAAUUUUUCUUAUGUUAUUAGAAUUUUCGUUUUAGAUUCUGAAUUUCUCAGAUCGGGAUGAAGAAAUUGCGAACAUGACCAAAACAUUUGAAUGGUUUUUCCUGCCAGUUUUUAAUGUUGACGGUUACGAGUUCACUCACAAGGUAAGCAGGCUUAAUAUAAAUCUUAAGCACGUGAUAAGAUAAAAUGCGUAAACAGAUGAGUGAAUGGCUAACAAUUGAACAGGUAUAUAGAUAGUCAAAUGUAAGCUUGGAAAGGGAAAGUUAAGAAAAGUUUGAAAUUGAAUUCACAGGAUUUUUUUUCUCUUAUUUUUUUUCCAAAAAAUUCUAGGAGGACCGUCUAUGGCGAAAAAAUCGCCGUGUGUUUGAUUCUUCCUUACCUGCAGAUUGUAUUGGUGUGGACCUGAACAGGAACUUUAAUAACAGUAAGUGGGGUGAGUAACAACUGUGCUGUUUAUCACCAACAACUGUUUUCAACAUCUGUACCAUUUAUAUAUGGACAUACCAAUCGUACAUCCCGAAAUAAACAUAUUUUAAAAAAUAACAUUUCCAAAUUGAAAGCACGAGAAAUAAAACGAGAAAUUGUAACUGAAUUUACACGGGUGAAAACAUACAAAGCUUUUCUUUGUAGGACUCAGCAUGCGUAAUUCAGCGUAAACCUGUUUUAUUAUUUUUAUUUUUUCAUUCUUGGUUCACAAAUUAUAUCCAAAACAUAAAAUCGAACAACCCUUAUUUAAAAAGGGUGAAAAACAGACCUCUAAUCUUAGUAUAACUCAUCAUGACGGCCUAACGGACAAAAUGUCGUUUGUGUUUCAGAUAAACACCUUCAAGUAGUAACUUACUACGUUUUCACUCACAUAACAGUGACAUUAUUCAUACCCUUUGAAAAUAUUGUGAUUUUUUCCUUUUAUCAACUCAGGUUCUGACCUAAAUUCACAUGACACAUGCAGCGAACAAUUUUCCGGAGAAAGUCCCUUCUCUGAAAUAGAGUCCUUCAACGUCGCCAAAUAUCUCACUGAUCGAAGAUCCGACUUGAUAGCAUUCUUCGAUUUUCAUAGUUAUGGGCAGCUGUGGAUGUCACCAUGGGGAUGGAGAGAAGAUAGACCAUCAGAUUAUGACGAAAUGGUUAGUAAGAAAGAUGGCUACUUAUGUCUAAUAUCUGUACAUAUAUUUUCAUGAAAUAGUUAUAGCAGCUCCCUUGGGUUUCCCAUGUUUGGUGACAGUCUUCGAGAUGAUGACGAAGCUUUAGUGUUAAUUCCUGACAGUGACGAAGGUAAAGGGUGGAAAUUGUCGAUAUAAUCAUCAUGACGACGAAACCAUGCAAUCAUUGGCGAUGACGACGAACAAUGAUGAUGACGAAGAUAAAAUCAUUGACAUCUAUGAUAAUAAGAUAAGGAUAGGGAACUGCAUGCAGAGCAUGAACGUUUUUCACCCGCAAGAGGCAGACGGAAAUUAAGUGAUCGUUGCAUGCUUUUUCUUCUGAGAUGUUAUGUUUGAAAUGCAGAAAAAGAUCAGGCACAUUGGGAACGGUUUCGAUUGAAAUACCGGACCGAAUUCGCCAAUUUUUUAAAAUAUUGUUGAUAGCUCUUGCUUCCGUUUUCCGGCUGAGUGCAGUUAGGGACCUUAAGAAGUUAGGACGGCAACGCUGACGUUGAAUGAAAAAUGAAUUGAUGUUCUUAGUUAGAUUUAGCGAAUGGCUGGAUGUGUUUACCGACGGGGUUUUCUUUCUCAGACCUCUUAAACUUUGGUGAUUUCACGUCGUUGAUUUUCAGAGGUACUAAAGGUCUCUUUUGACGAUGACGAUGACGACCAUGAUCAUCUCGACAAAGAAAACUUUAAUGCAUUGUAAUGAAAAUGAUUGAGACAUUUAUAAUACGGUGAAGACUGUAGGAUGAUGAGGUCGCAAACUCGAGGAUGGCAAUUAUGGCGCCACGCUCGUGAUUCUAGUAAUUCGCAGUAGUGGUGCGUGGCAGCGCUCAUGGCAGUCAUGCUGAUACUUUCAAACGAACGAACGCUCCUUUAUCACUGGUUCUCCCCUUUCAUAUCGGACCAGUUAUUAAAAUUGUAAUAACCAAAAAAAUGCUGUGUAAUAUACACAUUAUUUAGCUUACCUUAAUUAAGAUAAGUAUCAAAGACCUAGCGUUUAAGCACACAGAUUUUAUUUACCCUCACAGUGAUGCUUGAGCUCCUCGCUUGGCGCCAUUUUGGACUAUUAUCUUCUUCUGUUUGCCUCAAUUCUUUCGUUCUCCGGUUCUGGAAAUCCAAAAUUAUGACGAGUAGAAAAUUCAAUCUAAAAAUAUCGAAUAUCUUUGUCUGAUUACACCAUAGACAAUACGUUGUUUUCGUUUUAAUCAACUGGCCAGUUUAAAAUAUUUAGACCUCUUUGUGCAAUUUUAUAAUAUUCUGUUCUGAAGGCUAGUUUUUCCUUUGCAAUCCUCCUUUUUUUUUUGACAGAAAACACUGAUGAGAGCUGCUACAGACGCAAUAUACAAGACAUCUGGAAAAAAUUACAUCUACGGUCCUGCGUAUUCAACGAUCUGUAAGUAGUAUGUUUUUUGUUCCUCGUAUUAUGCGAUCAUCAGACAGUCUGAUGAUCGCAUAAGCGUGAAACUCACAGUCACAGAAACGUUAUGUCUUAUUGAUUAGUUCAAUCUUCAGAUAUAACACGCUCUGCGAACGCAUCGAGCACUAUACCGCAAGGAUAGACUAUAAUCAAGAUUGAUAUGUAUAUAUAUAUAUUUUUUUUCUUUUUUUUUCCCCUGACAGAUCCUACUAGUGGAAAUUCAAUCGACUAUACUUAUGAUAAACUUGGCGUGGUUCAUUCAUAUUGUGUGGAGUUGAGACCAGGAGAAGAAGAUAGACAAGGUUUUUUUGCCUCUGCUUGUGAAAUCAUUCAAACUGGGCGAGAAAUUUUGGUGGCGUUUAGGGCCAUAACGCCAAUCUUGGCUAAACAAACAGAAACUGUCGAUAAGGCGAUAUUUAGAAUCAGAAAGAACAAGAGGAAGAAAUGGAAAAGGAGAGAAAAGAACAGAAGAAGAAAGGAGAGGAACGAUGAUUCAAAUACUGGCUGA